This is a messenger RNA of Hordeum vulgare subsp. vulgare (domesticated barley), 582 nucleotides long. RefSeq lists its product as uncharacterized. The record is from RefSeq and is a predicted model, not a curated record. The transcript is spliced from 2 exons. NCBI's taxonomy places the organism in Eukaryota, Viridiplantae, Streptophyta, Magnoliopsida, Poales, Poaceae. Bases 16 to 483 code for a protein of 155 amino acids.
CGAUCGAUCGGUCCAAUGGCCACCGACUCUUCCUACCCCGUCCAGUUCUUCCACCGCGGCGGCGGCGGCGACGGCCAGUGGUGCAGCCUCGGCGCCGCCUACGCCGCCGUCCGGGUCCUCCGCCCGCAGGGCCACUCCCUCGUCAUGUACUCCGGUCCCGACAAGCAGCCCCACCAGUCCCAGCGUAUCGUCUUCGCGUACCCAAUCCUCGCGGGCGACGCCUUCGAGAGGCUGGACGGGUCCACGCUCUCCUGGGCGGAGCAAGGCUCCGGCGAUGAGUUCGCUCUCUGCUUCCUCGAUGAGGCCUCCUGCGCCGCGGUCUGCGGCGCCAUCUCCCCGGUCACGACAGCGCUUGCAGCCCUGGACGGCAUCGCUGACAGGCUCGAGGGGCUGCGAGUGGCCGCGGCGGAGGUGGGCGCCUCCGCCGCCGGAGGGGACAUCGCGUGUCGGCUCGCCCAGCUUAGCUUAGCCCCCGGGCCAUGAACUGGGCUGGCCGGAGAAUCGAAACCAACCAGACCAAAUUAUGAUGCAUGCCCAGUAAGGAAUUUCUUUUGAAUUUGGGUGGAAUCCCAUCGUGCGAAA